Molecule: messenger RNA, 1337 nt
Organism: Brachypodium distachyon (stiff brome)
Lineage: Eukaryota; Viridiplantae; Streptophyta; Magnoliopsida; Poales; Poaceae
Product: U2 small nuclear ribonucleoprotein A'
Exons: 8
Coding region: 85-936 (283 amino acids)
Biological process (GO): mRNA splicing, via spliceosome
Molecular function (GO): U2 snRNA binding
Source: RefSeq, a predicted model, not a curated record
CUGCUAGGGCUUCUCCUCCCCCUCUCGCCUUCUCGCCUCUCAACAGUCAUCCGCUCCCCGUUUCAAACCCCGCCGCGCGCCGCCAUGGUGAGGCUCAACGCCGACCUGAUAUGGAAGAGCCCGCACUUCUUCAACGCCAUCAAGGAGCGCGAGCUCGACCUGCGAGGCAACAAGAUCGCCGUCAUCGAGAACCUCGGCGCCACCGAGGACCAAUUUGACACGAUUGACUUGUCGGACAAUGAGAUUGUCAAGCUUGAGAACUUCCCUUUCAUGAAUCGCCUUGGCACUCUAUUAGUCAACAAUAACAGAAUCACACGUAUCAAUCCCAAUCUUGGUGAGUUUUUACCGAAGAUGCAUACUUUGGUGCUUACAAACAAUCGUCUUACAAGUCUUGCGGAGAUUGACCCCCUUGCAUCCCUUCCAAAGCUGCAAUUCCUCAGCUUACUGGAUAAUACUGUAACCAAGCAGCCAGACUACCGAUUGUAUGUGAUCCACAAAUUGAAGCAUCUGCGUCUGCUGGACUUCAAUAAAGUGAAACAACAGGAGAGAAUUACAGCAGCACAGAAGUUCCACUCCAAGGAGGCAGAGGAAGCGGCAAAGAAGGUAGCUGCCAAAGCUUAUACUCCAGUACAGGUGGUGGAUGCUCAAGGUACCACAAAGGAGCAGGGUCCAAAAGUAGUUGCUCCAACACCUGAACAAAUCACAGCUAUCAAGGCUGCUAUUGUAAACUCGCAGACACUUGAGGAAGUUGCAAGGCUCGAAAAGGCGUUGAGCACUGGACUAAUUCCUGCUGAAUUUGCGACCCCCAAGCCUGACACUAACAUGGCCGAAGCUUCAGAGGAAGCUGAAAAGAUGGAGACAGAUGGUGAGAAACAAGAGAAUGGAGCCGAUGAGGAGAAGCAAAAUGAAGAAAGCACUCCAAUUCAAGAGGAUUGAUGUCACACACAUCUGUAUCAUCUGUGACCAUUAUAUGAGUUUGGUUGCCAGUUUUCAAGAGGGCGAACCCAACCAACGUCCAAUCUUGCCGAGCACCCUCGCCGAUAGCUCUCCUUGUAUGAAUAUUGCUGUAUCUUGUGGAUGCUAACAACGUUUUUCAGUAAAUGUUACUGUCCUCUGUCGAGGAAAGUAUCAAUUGGGUGCUAUGCACCUUCAAGCGCUGCUAGAUUUGUUGGUUCUGUAGACUGUAGACAACACAUGCUUAUCCUGAAUGUUGCUGGGACUUUUCAUGCAGUGCAUUUGAUAUUUUCUUCACCUAUUUAGGCUCUCUGAUCGUGUCAUGUUCUGAUAGUUGUCUUCUUGAAUCUAUGUCCUAUUGGGUUUAAACUUUUUAAAGGAAA